CAAUGCUUUUCCUUUUCCGUGGAGCUGCUAUUUUACUUGUGUGUUGUUUUUUGAUUUAUAGGUUUUUAUUUUCAGUUGUGAUUUCAAUUUGUUGUGGGUUUCCGUUUCAUUUCUAUUGUUUAGUAGGCGAUCUUCAUGAGUAUUGGUUUUAUCUGUUGCAGGUGCUGUCCUCGGUGGAUGGACAGUGAUGUGGGCGGUCGGCGGUCCAGGCUGCUCUUCAACAUGGUCGGCAACGUCCUUGGACUCCUGGUGGUCUGCGCGCGAUGGUAUGGGCUGUCCCUCUACCUGACGGAUGUCAUCCUCAGCCUGGCGGGUGGUGUCGUCCGGCUCAUCUUGGCAUUCUGCGGGCGGUGGUACGGGCUGUCCCUCCAUGCCAUGGAUGACGUCUUUGGCUUGGCUGGUGAUGUCGUCCGGUCCCUCUCGGCGUUCGGCGGCGUGCGGUGCAACUUCAGUCUUGAUAUUCUCGGAUGAUGUUCGCCCAAUAUAGUGGGAUGGAUGUGUUGUC
Nilaparvata lugens (brown planthopper) is the source of this 505-nucleotide messenger RNA. RefSeq lists its product as uncharacterized. The transcript has 2 exons. NCBI's taxonomy places the organism in Eukaryota, Metazoa, Arthropoda, Insecta, Hemiptera, Delphacidae. Bases 136 to 471 code for a protein of 111 amino acids. The record is from RefSeq and is a predicted model, not a curated record.